Molecule: messenger RNA, 677 nt
Organism: Olea europaea var. sylvestris
Lineage: Eukaryota; Viridiplantae; Streptophyta; Magnoliopsida; Lamiales; Oleaceae
Product: transcription factor RADIALIS-like
Exons: 1
Coding region: 413-649 (78 amino acids)
Molecular function (GO): DNA-binding transcription factor activity
Source: RefSeq, a predicted model, not a curated record
GUUCUUUGGAAUCUUUAUCAGGCACUACGUACCAAACACAGCCGAUAACAAUUUCCUUAAAUGAUUUUGUGGUCUCUUGCAUGUAUGGUAUGUAACAGGGAAGAGUCACCCAUAUUCUGCCUAAAAGGUGUAUUCGCCGACUUGGGAGUACCCCACCACUUUUCCUCCUAUUUAUAAGGGCCACUGUGAGGAACUUCUUUCCCAUACUAUCCCCUCGACUUGUAGUCCUCUUUCUUCACUACUAAAAUCAUCUUUUUGCCAACCACUUUUAUCACUUCUUAAGUAUUCAUUGCUGCAUUCUUCUACUCAGUUUCUAUUUUUCAUACAAUACAAUACAAUACAUCGUAUACUCCUAAAAGCAAAAUCAACUCGGUUUUGUUCGUAUAAACAUAUUUGAAAUUUCAAAAUCCAAAUGGCUUCAGAUUCAUUUUCGUCUUGGACUCCAAAGCAAAACAAACAGUUUGAAAAGGCCCUAGCUCUUUAUGAUAAGGAGACCCCAGAUCGUUGGCAAAAUGUAGCCCGGGCUGUGGACGGAAAAUCUGCCGAGGAAGUAAAAAGGCACUACGAGAUUCUUGUAGAGGACCUCAAGCACAUUGAGUCCGGUAACAUCCCAUUUCCAAAUUACGGGUCAGGCAGAAACAAACGCUAGCCCAAAGGGAUGCAUGGAGAUCAAAAAG